Molecule: messenger RNA, 1295 nt
Organism: Cyprinus carpio (common carp)
Lineage: Eukaryota; Metazoa; Chordata; Actinopteri; Cypriniformes; Cyprinidae
Product: scavenger receptor cysteine-rich type 1 protein M130-like
Exons: 5
Coding region: 88-1257 (389 amino acids)
Cellular component (GO): membrane
Source: RefSeq, a predicted model, not a curated record
CUCAACUGCAGCUCCACACAACAGCUGCCCAUCACCUGCCUUGGUGAGAACAACAACAUCUGGACAGAUAUUUUUUAGUUGUUAGUGAUGAAUAAUGCGUUUUACUUUUUUUUAGGUCGCGGGUCCAUCAGGCUGGUGGGUUCUGGGGGAGACUGCGCAGGGAGGCUGGAGGUUUUUCACAGCGGCUCAUGGGGGACAGUGUGUGAUGACUCCUGGGAUAUUAAAGAUGCCCAUGUGGUGUGCAGACAGCUGCAGUGUGGAGUGGCCCUCAGUAACCAGCAGGUACCAGCCUGGUUUGGUCCUGGUUCUGGACCCAUAUGGCUGGAUGAGGUGGAGUGUGAGGGGAAUGAGACGUCCCUGUGGAGCUGCUCUUCUCCAGGCUGGGGAAAACAUGACUGUCAGCACAAAGAGGAUGUAGGAGUCGUGUGCUCAGAGUUUAAAGAGAUCAGGUUAACUGAGGGCUGUGAAGGGAAUGUGGAGGUUUUCUACAAUGGAUCCUGGGGUAAUGUGUGCUGGAACCAGAUGGACAGAGACACAGUGAGUCUGAUCUGUCAAGAGCUGAACUGUGGAAGAUCUGGUGCUUUGUCUGAUUCUACAUCAAGAGUAAAAUCAGCUCCUAACUGGCUGGAUAAAGUAACAUGUCGACCACAUGACUCAAAUCUGUGGCAGUGUCCAUCUUCACCCUGGGGACAAAAUAAAUGCAACGAAUAUGAAGUAGCGAAAAUCAUAUGCUCAGAUCAUGUUCCUCUCAGACUGAGUGAAGGUAAGGGCCGGUGCUCUGGGAGGCUGGAGGUGUAUCAUAACGCUGUGUGGGGCUCAGUCUGUGAUGAUCAGUGGGACAUCAGCGAUGCUCAGGUGGUCUGCAGGCAGCUGGGUUGUGGAGCAGCACUGAGGGCUGAUGGGAAUUCAGUCUUUGGGGCUGGUGAAGGUGUUGUGUGGCUGAACAGAGUCGAGUGCAGAGGGAAUGAGAUUCACCUGUGGGACUGUCCUCUCUCCCUGAAAAACCACACUGACUGCUCCCACAAAGAGCACGCUGGACUCACCUGUGCAGAUUUGUCAGUGUCCACUGCUACCAACAACAUCAGCUUCUCCUCCAGUGCGCUUAACAUCAGUCUCUCCUCCACAAACUCCUCCAGCAGCGUCUCUCUCCGUCCCCCCAGAGCUUGUGAUUGUUCUGGGAGUUGUAUUCUUACUGCUUUUAGUGCCACUGCUUAUACUGAUUCAGCAGAACAGAGUGAUGAGGAGAGCUCUCUCUAAGAGGAGACACAGGACGAUGUCUGAGGCCGUUUAUGAGG